CCCAAACACAUUCAUGCCCUGCGCGAGAACGAGGGACAGGGCGCGACCGACACCACCAAGGAAAUUCCGAGUGCUGCCUUGCACUGCCUAGCUUCCUCGAGGUAUAAGUAUACCUGGGAGUCUCGAUUCCCGUCUUCUCUGUUCCACUCCCCCAUCCCAUCAUUGACGCAACCGGAAGAGUCAAGUCUCUUCCGUCCUGCGCUUCGCUCCCGAACUUUGGUUCCUUCUUGCCAACCCCCCGUCUUGUUAUUACUCGAACAAAGUCGUUCAGGGUCCCCCUGCCAGAGACAAUGGAGGCCCCUCACAAGUGCGAGUAUCGCAUUCGCGAUCUCCCAACCCGCUCCGUUACCCUCUUCCCCACUCGAGCUCAGGUCGUGCGAGAGAUCAAGGACGUGGCCCUCAAGCCCGGCGCAAACGAGAUCACGAUUGUAGGCCUGACCCCUACUGCCGAUGAGGACUCCAUCAAGGUCGAGGGAACCGGCGCAGCCAUCAUCACCGACAUUGCCGUCACGCUCCUGCCCAACAACGACAUCUUCGAGGAUAUUUACCCCGACUCCGAUGACGACGAGGACAAGGACACGUCGGAAGACGACGAGGAGGAGGAUGAAGCCGAGGACAUCAAUAAGGCCUUGGAAGAUGUGCGCGACAACAUCACGAGCCUCAGCGACGAGCAAAAGCGCGCCAAGGAGAUCAUUGCGAGCGCCGAGAGCCGGCUCAAGAUGCUUGAUGCCUAUGGCGUCUCUCUCGACAAAAGGCGCAACGUCGACAUCGAGACGGGCGUCGAAACCUACCGGAAGGAACGCGAGAAGGUUUUCCAGGACCAUAUGGAGGGCAUCAUCCGCGACCGCGAGUUGACCAGGGAUAUCUCCAAGCUGCGAUUGGAGCAGCGGCGCCUCGAAAAGUCCGAGCGCAAGGAGAAGGACAAGGCUGCAAAGGCCAAGGCGAAGGUGCAACGUGCCAAAGAUAAACUCAAGGAGAAGCUGCGCCGGCGCGAGGAAGAGCGACUGAACGAGAAGACUCGAGUCCGAACGGAGCGCGAGCAGUUCUGGCCUCGAUCUUGUUACACCGUGCGCAUCACCCUCGAUGCCACCAGCUUCUCCCCAACACCGUCUCGCCGGAGUUCUAUUGCCAGCGCUAGCGACAUUGUCAAAAUCGUUUCCGAGAAAGAGGGCGGGCCCCCGUCGGAAGACUUUACUUGCAGCCUCUCUCUUUCCUAUGUCACCUCGUCCGCUUUUUGGUCUCCCAGUUACGACCUUGCUCUCUCAACCACCACGAGUAGUGCCCUGCUUUGCUUCGAUGCCCAGCUGACCAACAUGACAUCUGAGACCUGGGAAAACUGCAAGGUUAUUCUCAGCACGUCGCAGACCACGUUUUCGGGCCUCAAGGAUGAUAUCCCGAUCCUUCAGCCCUGGCGUAUCAAACUUGCUGGAAAAGGGAACGGCACACUGGUCAACGAUGCCGUGCAGAGCCGCGAGGAGCGGGCCGAGCAAAAUGUCUGGCAGACCUCGCUGAAUUACUACCAAUCGCAGAAGCCUCGAGCUGAGCUUUUUGGUAUCAAGGGGUCGGUCAACCCGUACAUGCAGGCCCACGUCCAGGCCAAGGCACAGCAGAUGCAGCAGAUGCAGCCGCAGCAGCAGCAAAUGCAAAUGCAAAUGCAACAGCAGCAUGUGCAACAGAUGGCGUAUCAACAACAUGGGAGGACAGCCUACAGGUCGGCACCUCCACCGCCCGGUGCGAGUCUUUUCGGAUCGGUAGCCCCGGCGGCCCCGGCACCUACUGCGUUCGGUGGCGGCGGUUUCGGAGCUGCGGCAAACUCGAACAUAGGCCCCACCACCCUAUCCGAUGCUCUUGCAGCCGCCCCUUUGAAGAGGAAAGAAGUGUCACGCCGUGGAGGCGGGAGAUUCUUCGCUGAGGAUGACGAUGAGAAUGAGGACGACGGGGCAACAAUGCUCGAACCAACGCCUGCUCUGGAUUUCCAGGAAUCGUCUUUCGAGGAAACGGGGCUCACCGCUACGUAUGACCUGCCCAAUCUCAAAACACUAAAGCCCAGCUCGACGGCCUCCAAACAACGCGUGGCGCGUAUCUCGUUCUCCAACGUUCAAUUUUCUCGCACCGUAGUCGCCAAGUACAGGCCUGUGGCGUAUCUCAAGGCGCGGCUUCGCAACACGAGCAAACUUACCCUCCUCCGCGGGCCGACAGGUCUCACUCUGGAUGGUACAUUCAUGGGACGCUCAAGGCUACCGCGUGUGAGCGCCGGGGACAUCUUUCCCCUUAGCCUAGGCGUCGAUCCGGCCAUCCGCGUCAUCUACCCCGAGCCCGACGUCAAGCGCAGCACGACAGGCGUUUUCACCAAGGGUGACAACUCGGUGUAUACACGCACCAUCACAAUUGCCAACACGCGCGCCACAGCCGGCAAGCCUGUCAACCUCACCGUGUUUGACCAGGUCCCCGUGUCCGAGGAUGAGAAGCUCCGCAUCGACAUCCUGCAUCCCCGCGGCAUGACGAUCGCCGCCGCCGACGGAAUCCCCACGGGACGCCCUGGCAGAGACGCGAAAGAAGAGAAGGACUGGGGCAAGGCCUCGGCAGUGCUCAAGAAGGGCGGCGAAGUGUCCUGGGAUGUCGAGCUCAAUGCUGGCCGCUGCGUCAAGCUCAUGCUCGAGUACGAGGUUGCACUGCCUGCAGGGGAGCGUGUCAUGCAGUGCGACUAGAUGUAGGUCGGCCCCCCAAAUGUACUGGAUUUGGGGACUGUGUUAGGAUAUCAAGAUGCUCAGGGACAAAAGGAAAGGCGGAUUAUUGUUGGGCAUUUACUCAGAUAUCUUGAUCACACCACUUGUAUAAUCAAUUACACAUUUGGCGAUAAAUCUAUUUCUCUUGUGGGCUUGAACUUUGCAUUACAGGGCUUUGCAUGUCACUGUAUGUAGCUAGCUAGGGACCUUAGUGACUCAGAGGCUUGUGAGACUAGGAACCUUUCGAGUUUACAAGUCUACAGAGUGCCACUAGGUAAUAAGUAUAAGCCAGUUAUUUCAUUAUUGUGAUAUAUCCGUAAGUUAUUAGGGCCUGAAGG
Molecule: messenger RNA, 3064 nt
Organism: Lasiosphaeria miniovina
Lineage: Eukaryota; Fungi; Ascomycota; Sordariomycetes; Sordariales; Lasiosphaeriaceae
Exons: 3
Coding region: 291-2708 (805 amino acids)
Source: RefSeq, a predicted model, not a curated record